AUGCAAAACCUAACAACCCACCUCCCAACAACAACCCCCAACUCCCUGCACCGCGCAACAACACACCCCUUCUUGCGCCGCGCAGGGUCCGGCCAGAUCCCAAAACCUCUACUCAGCCAGUGGCUCUCGCAAGACCGACUAUACGCACAGUCAUACGUCCGGUUUAUCGGGCUUUUACUCGCGAAGGUGCACCUACCCACUACGCCAUCACCCGCGAACACCAAGACGAACCCAAACGGGAAAGGGAAAGGGAAUGGGAAUGGGAAUGACAAAACCAUCCAAGAAAAAAUCCUCGACAUCCUAAUCUCCGCACUAACGAACAUCCGGACCGAACUGGCAUUCUUCGAAGACGUGGCUAGGGAAUAUGAACUCGAUUUGAAAACGCCCUUGGCUGAGUUAGAGGGGUACGAGGGGAAGUUCUCGGCUGGGCCGAUUACGCAGGGGUAUAUUGAUAUGUUUGUUUCUGCGGGGAGCUCGGGGACGAGUUUGCUGGAGGGGCUGGUUGUGUUAUGGGCGACGGAGGUUUGUUAUUUGCGUGCUUGGAGGGGGGCUGCGGUUUACUUGAAUCAGGGCGGGCCCGGGCCAGCUGGUGGUGGGGGUGAUGAUAUGGAUGGGGGAGCGUUGAGGAAGAGGUUUAUACCUAAUUGGGCGAGUGAGGAGUUUGGGGUGUUUGUGCAGGAGAUUGGGGAUGUAGUUGAUGAGUUGGGGGCGUUGGAGUUGCAGGGUGGGAAGGACGGGGAGGAUGCGUUGGCAAGGUGUGAGAGGUGGUGGAGGCAGGUUGUUUGGUUAGAAGAGAGGUUUUGGCCUGAUGUUGAGUAG
This is a messenger RNA of Aspergillus puulaauensis, 819 nucleotides long. RefSeq names its product putative transcription regulator PAB1642. The record is from RefSeq and is a predicted model, not a curated record. The transcript has a single exon. The coding region runs from base 1 to 819 and encodes 272 amino acids. Lineage: Eukaryota; Fungi; Ascomycota; Eurotiomycetes; Eurotiales; Aspergillaceae.